AGCAUCCGAUUGAGAGAGAGAGAGAGAGAGAGAGGUAGGGAGAGGUAGGUGGUAGAAGCUUCUGAGCAAAGAAUGAGAAAUCCCCAAUGUUCUUUGUGGAUCUUCACCGUUCUGAUCACUUUCUUCCCAAUCGCAGACGCGGCCACGGAAACCAUCACGGCGGCGCAGCCUCUCUUCCCCAACCAAACCAUAGUCUCUGCCGGGGAAGUUGUGGAACUGGGCUUCUUCUCCCGGGGAAAUUCAAACAAAUGGUACGUCGGGGUUUGGUAUAAGGACAGUGAUCCAAGCAGAACCGUCGUCUGGGUUGCUAACAGAGACAACCCAUUGACAAACAGCUCGUCUGGUUCGUUGAAAAUCGGCGACGAUGGAAACCUUUUGCUGGUUGACGAAGCUGCAAAUAUAAUAGUGUGGUCAUCGAGGUCGAACCAGACGAGCUCGGCGAGCACCGUGGCGCAGCUUCUGGAUUCGGGCAACUUAGUUGUUCGGAGAGAAAACGACGUCGAUCCGGAGAAUUAUCUGUGGCAAAGCUUUGACCAUCCGACGGACACUUUCUUGCCGGGGAUGAAGCUGGGUUGGGAUGCAAAAACUGGUCUUAACAGGUACCUAACUUCGUGGAAGAGAAAUGACGAUCCACCAACUGGUGACUAUUCUUUCAAGAUAGACGUUCAUGGAUUGCCAGAGCUAUACUUGUGGGCCAAAAAAGCAAGAGUGUAUAGAACAGGGCCGUGGAACGGAUUAGGAUUUAGCGGCGUUCCAGAGAUGGGUCCCACCUACAACAUCAGUUUCAUAUUUGUAACGGAGAAAGACGAGAUUUCAUAUUCAUUUCAGCUGGAAGACAAGUCCCUGAAUUCUAGGUUGACUUUGAACACCAUCGGCGUUGUGCAACGCUUCGCUUGGAUAAUAGGUACAAGCCGGAAUCCGACCCUCUUCUGGUACUCGCCGAAAGACCAAUGCGACAACUACAUGGAAUGCGGCGUUUAUGGUGUUUGUGACAUUAAUGCUUCACCGGUCUGUAAAUGCAUCCAAGGGUUCGAGCCCAAGGAUCCACGGUCUUGGAAGAUGAGAAAUGGGUCUGGUGGCUGCGUAAGGACUUCGAAGUUGAGCUGUCAUGGAGAUGGGUUUUGGCCGUUGAAGAACAUGAAGGUGCCGCAGACUUCAACGGUGUUCUCUAACAAAAGCAUGAGUUUGUUGGAGUGCAAGCAGGCUUGCAUCAGAGAUUGCUCGUGCACUGCGUAUGCCAAUUUGGACAUUAGGCAAGGUGGCUCUGGGUGUGUGAUGUGGAGCGGUGAUCUUCUUGAUAUGAGGCAGUACGCCGGCGGAGAAGGCGGCCAAGAUCUAUAUGUGAGAGUUUCUGCCGCUGAUUUAGAAACAGGUGGAAGCAUCGGAAACAAUAAUAAUACUAGUAAAACUGGACAAAUUGUUAUGAUCGUCGGCAUUGCGGUUGGUGCUGGUGUUUUGCUAUUAGUAUCAGGCAUAUGUUUUGUACGACAAAGAAAGCGAAUGCAAAGAGCAUUGAGAGAAAAGAUUCAACGUAGAGGUUUACGUAGAAGAAAUCAAGAUAUGUUAAUGAGUGAAGGGGUCAUAGCAAGCAAAGGAGAGUAUUCCAAUGAGAGCGCAUCAGAUGAACUAGAGCUACCAUUGUUCGAUUUGGACAUCAUAGCAAUGGCAACAAACAAUUUUAGCGAUGAAAGUCAGCUUGGAGAAGGUGGUUUCGGCAUUGUUUACAAGGGUAUGUUACCGGAUGGGCAGAGAAUAGCGGUGAAGAGACUCUCAAAGAAUUCUGGGCAAGGGACAAAGGAGUUCAAGAACGAGGUUCGAUUGAUUGCAAGGUUGCAGCAUAGGAACCUUGUGCGCCUGCUCGGUUGCUGCAUAGACACGGAAGAGAAGAUGUUGAUAUAUGAAUACAUGGAAAACAAAAGCCUGGAUUUCAUUUUAUUCAAUGAAGAGAAAUGCUCGUUGCUAGAUUGGCAAAGGCGCUUUAACAUCAUCAAUGGGAUUGCUCGAGGGCUUCUCUAUCUUCAUCAGGAUUCGAGAUUUAGGAUCAUUCACAGAGACCUUAAAGCAAGCAACAUUUUGCUUGAUAAAGAAAUGAAUCCAAAAAUAUCAGAUUUUGGCCUGGCAAGGAUUUUUGGUAAUGACCAGACUGAAGCAAAUACAAAAAGAGUCGUUGGAACAUAUGGAUACAUGUCUCCAGAAUAUGCAAUGGACGGACUUUUUUCGAUAAAAUCAGAUGUUUUUAGCUUCGGUGUACUGGUACUCGAGAUAAUAACUGGCAAGAAGAAUAGAGGAUUUUACAAUACUGAGGAUGAGCUUAAUCUUCUUGGACAUGCAUGGAGGCGAUGGAGAGAAGGAGAAGUAAUAGAACUAGUCGAUCCUGCAACGAGGGAUUCGUAUUCGCCAUACGAGGCGGCUCGGUGCCUACAAGUGGGGCUCUUGUGCGUGCAGGAGCGAGCAGAAGACAGACCAUCUAUGUCAGCUGUGGUGCUGAUGCUGAGCAGUGAAAAUGCUCCGUUGGCUCAGCCAAAACAGCCUGCUUUUUGCCUGGGAAGGAACCCUUUGGAAAGAAAUUCACUGUCCAGCAAGCAAGACGAGUCAUGCACUGUGAACCAAGUCACAGUUACGAUGAUCGACGGCAGAUAGCAGCCGACUGGUGAACUUAAGACUCCUCGAAAGAGUUGGAAUUUUCUGAUACAGGUAACAAAAGAAAAGACUCAAAAUGCCAAAGAAGGCUGUUGCCCGACAGCCCUGGAGAUUAGGUCUCCUGAAGACUCUCCCGUAAAGCAAUCCCGCAAAGGGAGGAAAGAAGUCCCGAGAGACCUGGAGGUUUCCCAGAUACUCUUCCGUGGGGUUUUCCCAAUGAAGAAGUGCAAAUAGAUAACGAAAAUCUUUCUAAUAAUCUCACAAAGGAUAAGGCUUAUCCAUAAGAGUCCAAAUCCUUGUCAAUAUCGAAAUACCAGGUCCUCUCCCCCCACUGUACCUCUCGCCAACUACAAAGCUCUUCGAAGGCAGCAUGAGGAGACUGUGCAAGCUCUCAAGGGGGAUGGCAUGUUUAUCCCAGAAUAUCAUACCUCAAAAGAUAUUUCUGUCAAGCACUCAAAAUGGGAGAUUUAUUAAACUCAAGAAUCAUUUUAUUCGUGAUUUAGUUAACAAAGGAGAAAUUUGAUUGGAGUUUAUCAAGACAAAUGAGCAAACUGCAAAUGUAUUCACCUAAGCCGUAAAAAAGGAAAAACUUGAAUGGUUCAAGGAGCAACUGAAAAUUACAAAUUAAGAGCGAUUGAUGGAAAUGUAAUUUGCAAUUUUUUAGAAGCAUUAAAGACGUAGAUAAAUAAGAAUAACUCUUUGAUUCUGUAUAAGGAAGCUUAAAUGUCUUUCUAGAAUUUUCUAACAUCAAGUAUAAAAGAAAUACAUUUGGUUCAAUAUUAAUUAAUGAAAUAUCAGCCUAAAAAUUCAAGAAAAACAACUCUCUAAUGUGUAACUCUGCAAACCAUCGACUUAUUCUUCUUUUUCUUCAUUUUAAACCCAUCAGAAAUAUUCUAGUAGUACAACAAUAUUUUUUUUUUAAAAAUCUAACCUAUAAUGACGUAAUAAACAAGAAGAUACUCAGAAUUUAUUACAUUCGGCUGGCCUUCUCGUAACAUCAUUACUUUUAACUUGCAAGCUUAAUUUAAAAGAAAUAAAUUGAGAAAGACCACAUAAAGCCGACCAUGUGAACAUAAUGGUCAAGUUGAUAUGUUGUUCCAACAUGGGAAUGAUUGCUCAAUAGGAUAUAUAGAUCUUUAACUAAUAAAAACCAGCAAGAACGUUUAUUAGCCUAAGAUGUUCACAGGGCCAGCCCAAGGCCCAGUGGGGCCCUAGGCAAUAAUAAAUUUUUUUGGAGAAGGGUGGGUGUUGUAU
This is a messenger RNA of Diospyros lotus (date-plum), 3894 nucleotides long. RefSeq names its product receptor-like serine/threonine-protein kinase SD1-8. Gene Ontology annotation, molecular function: protein serine/threonine kinase activity; ATP binding. Gene Ontology annotation, biological process: recognition of pollen; protein phosphorylation. NCBI's taxonomy places the organism in Eukaryota, Viridiplantae, Streptophyta, Magnoliopsida, Ericales, Ebenaceae. The record is from RefSeq and is a predicted model, not a curated record.